Messenger RNA from Triplophysa rosa, 4648 nucleotides. RefSeq names its product integrin, alpha 3a (gene itga3a). Gene Ontology annotation, molecular function: integrin binding. The transcript has 25 exons. Gene Ontology annotation, biological process: integrin-mediated signaling pathway; cell adhesion mediated by integrin; cell-cell adhesion. NCBI's taxonomy places the organism in Eukaryota, Metazoa, Chordata, Actinopteri, Cypriniformes, Nemacheilidae. The coding region runs from base 217 to 3438 and encodes 1073 amino acids. Gene Ontology annotation, cellular component: integrin complex; external side of plasma membrane. The record is from RefSeq and is a predicted model, not a curated record.
GUAGUCUAGCACGUGCAUGCCCUCUAUCAAGGUGGCCGUAAUAUUCAAUGCCCUCCAGUACAGACUUUACCUAUCAGCGCACACCCCGGAAGAAUGACUAUUUUACGGCGCCUGUUCCUCUUCACGCCCGGCCAGAUUUGUGUGCUUUCGGUCUCUACAAACAAAACAAUAUCGAAAUUAUAGUCCCACAGAGGAUUAAAAAAUUACAUUUAAAAAAUGAGUGUAUUUUAUCGGCGAAAGGUCCAUCUAAACGCGGUCGUACUGGUGUUGACACUCUGCGCUGUUCGCUGCUGUCAUGCGCUCAACUUGGAUGUGAGGUUUCCAGUCGUCAAAGAGGGAAAAACUGCAGGCAGUUUCUUUGGAUUUUCUGUUUCACUGCACAAACAGUUCGUUGGAGAACAGAGAUACCUACUUCUUGUAGGAGCACCUAAGGAGAAGGCGGAGUCUGGGCUGCCUGCCAAUGAGACUGGAGAUAUGUAUGCCUGUCCAAUCACAGCAGAUCCCAAAGACUGUAAAAGACUGAACCUUGUUAAAUCAAAUCCCGAUGACAUGCCAAACCCUAACAUUGAGGUAAUAGAAGGAAUGUGGCUAGGUGUGUCUGUUGCCAGUCAGAGUCAUCCAGGUGGUCGUGUAUUGGCCUGUGGUCAUCGCUACAUCCGGAACAUGUCAUCCAACUUCCGCAUGAUUGGAAAGUGCUUCAUUCGUGGAAAUAAUUUAAUGUAUGACAAGGAUGACCAUCAAUGGCAGUCACACGAUGAGGUGUGUGACCCCAUUGGAAAUAAAAACUAUGAGGGCAUGUGUCUUGCUGGAAUGUCUUCUGCCUUCACUCAGACUGAUGUCAUCCUAGGUGCUCCCGGUUGCUACAACUGGCAAGGGAAUGCAUUUUUGAAGUGGCAUGAUCCUGCAGAUGCAUGGUAUACACUGAAAAGCAAGUUUCCAGAUUCAGGGGAUAAAGGGAAUAUUUAUAUUGGUUACUCAGUAGCAGUGGAUCAUGGGAUAUUAAGCACUAAGGAAUACACAGUGGUAACAGGAGCCCCACGAUAUGAAGCCAAUGGAUCGGUGAUAAUAGCCACAUCUUUAAAAACCAGUAGCAUGCAAGGAAAACUCCAAGUCAAUAAUAUUCUCAUGGGGGAGCAAACUGGAUCCUAUUUUGGCAACAGCAUUGCUCUGGUGGAUCUUAACAAUGACGGCUGGAAGGAUCUGAUUGUUGGAGCACCCUUUUAUUUUGAGCGGAGUAAACUUGAAGGUGGGGCGGUGUAUAUCUAUAUGAACCAGAAUGGAGCUUUUCCCCAAAAAGCCGACCUGGCCCUCCAUGGGUCUAAAGACUCUGCCUUUGGCAUGGCUGUUGUUGCUAUCGGUGAUGUUAACCAGGACGGUUUCCUAGAUUUUGCUGUUGGGGCUCCAUAUCAUGAGUCAGGCAUGGUGUCUGUAUGGAUGGGCAACAAGAAUGGCAUAUCACACACGCCUAGUCAGGUCAUUGAGGGGAAAGAUAUCGCAGGUGCUGGAUUCCAGACAUUUGGUUAUUCCAUCAGUGGUGGCUUGGAUGUGGACAGCAACAGUUACCCUGAUAUAUUGGUUGGAUCAUUAGAUGACCGUGUGGUUCUGCUUAGGGCCCGUCCAGUGAUUCACCUAAAGAAGACUUUUACUGUGACACCAGAAGUUAUUGACCCCAAUGAUUGUGAUUCCUGUAUAAAGGCAACAAUCUGUCUCUCCUACACACUAAGCACUGGCAGUACCAGUUCCCAGAAGAGUAUUACUUUUCAAUAUACAGUAGAUGCUGAUCCGUAUCAUCGGAGUCCUCGUGUUCGUUUCCGUGACAACAGAGAGGGCAGAAUGUCCGUUAAUCCGUCUGGUGAAUGUCGUUCUUUGACUCUCGAGCUUGUGUCCAAGACCAUUCAAGACAAAGUGGCUCCGAUAGUUUUUUUGCUGAGCAUAUCUUUGGUGGAACCUCCUCCGUCAGCCGGAGCGGCGGUGGAAGAUCUCGGUGCUUUUCCUGUGAUCAGCCAGAAGGAAGUUCUGACAGGCAGGACUGAGAUUCACAUUCAGAAAGCAUGUGGACCGGAUAACAAAUGCGAGAGCAACCUUCAAACGACGGCUGUGUACACAGAUGAGCAGAACAGACCGUUUCCCACGCAGGAUGGCCGGCAGGUUUUCCUCUACACGGCUGAAGUGAAGAAGCUGAGGUUGAUGGUAAUUGUAACCAACUUUCCAUCAGAGGACAGGAGAGCAGAAAAUGCUUACAGCGCUGUUUUAAAUGUCACUAUUCCCACCUCACUCAGCUUCUCUAGUCUGAGCCCCAAGAACUUGAGUGUUGAGUUAUCUCCUGAAGGGCCUUUUCUUCUGUGUACACUGGGAGAUCCUUUCAAAAGCAGUCAGAAGGUGGAGAUUGAGAUCACCUUCGAAACAACGGGAAUCACGAUAGAUAUGCUGGAGAUUCAGACCGAGCUGCAACUCUCAACGCGGAGUGAUCAAAAUGAUCUACAGCCCCUGUCGAGAGUGCUGAUGGUGGAGUACAUCCUGCGGCCUACCUUUCUUGUAUCCCCCAUCCAGUUUAGGACAGAAUUCAGUGGCAAAGUCGUGGGGGAAUCGGCUAUGAAAUCCACCAGCGAUAUGGGAAGCCCAGUGGAAUUCAACUUCACGGUGGGGCUUUCAGGAAAACCUCUUUCAGGAAAUCUGGGCCAUCUAGAAAUGGUCUUUCAGUGGCCUUAUGCAGUGGCCAAUGAGAAGUGGGUACUUUACCUGUCAGAGAUCCAGAUGACAGGAACAUCCCAACCCUCUUGUGUCCCUGCAGGAAACAUCAUUAACCCUCUCAAUAAAACAGUGUCAGAGCACAAGUCUGGAAGGAAAAAGAGAGACGAGACCUCCAUUGAAUCUGACCUAUCUGAGCCACAGGCCUCUCUUAUCCCACGGGGCAUCCACAGGAGAACUGUCAACCUGGAUUGUACCACAGGUACUGCACUCUGUCAAACCUUUACCUGCCCCCUGCUAGACAUGAACACCUCAGCCACACUCACUGUCAGAGCACGCUUGUGGAACAGCACCAUGCUUGAGGACUAUCCUGCUGCAAGGGUAUUAGUAAUUGGUAAUGCCACUUUGAGUUUAAAAACAGACAAAGCUACCAUCAAGAUGAUCAACGACACCCGUGAGUUCACAGUAGUUAUAGAUCCCGCACUGGCUGAAGAACUGGCAUAUGAAGCGCCUAUGUGGAUUAUCAUUGUGUCUGUGCUGGCAGGAGUGAUGCUGCUAGGUCUGAUUGUCAUUCUCUUAUGGAAGAGUGGAUUUUUUAAGCGCGCUGCCAAUUUCCACACUUUGCAGAAACACCACGCAGUGAAGAUUAGUAAGACGGAACAGUACCAGUUAAAUGAGGGCUUUUUGAUCAUUGACAGCAAGAAGAAACACUGGAUCACAAGCUGGACAGACAACAAACAGUACUACUGAUGAAAGUGCUCUGAUACUGUCUCUCAAAGACAGAAGACUUUAGAGAACAUUUGUUUUUAGAAAUCAAUACAACUCUGUUUGAUUUGAUAUGAGCUUUGUCUGGAUCCCAGAUACAAUUAACCCAAAGAGAGUUGUGAGGAUGCAAACCGUUUGUUUGUUUUGUUACCGUUUCUUAAAGUGACAGUUAAGCCAAAAAUGAAAAUUCUGUCAUCAUUUACUUGGCACUCGCGUCAAUUCAAACCUGUAUGGCUUUCUUUCUCCUGGAGAACACAAAAGAAGAUAUUUUGAAGAAUGUUGGCAACCGAAACAACACCGGUACCCAUUAACUUGCAUUGGUUUUGUGUCCGUACAAUAGAUGUGAAUGAGUACCGGAGCUGUUCGUUUACCAACUUUCUUCAAAAUCUUCUUUUGUGUUCUGCAGAAGAAAGACAGUCAUAAAGGUUUGAAAUGACAAGAGGGUGAGUAAAUGAUUGAAUUUUCAUUUUUAGCUGAACUAUCACUUUAACGGAAGACAUAUCAGUGUAUGCUGUACUGCUACCGCAUUUGAUUUUCUUUCGUUUGCCUUUAACUCUGUGAGGAUUUGUACAUUCUGUGCUUGAAGUGUUGUAUUUUCUCUUGAGAUUUUCUACCAAAACUGUUAUGGCCAUUUAUGACUCAUUCUUUCAUUCCUCUGUUUCUUGAUUUAUGGAUUUUAAUGGACUUUAUCAGCCAUUAGUUGGAUUUUUAUCUUGCAUCAGGUCAUGAAACAUUGAUGGCUUCAAAAAGUCCUCAUAUUUGCUAACAGCAAACUAACAAAAAGAUAGUGCUCCAAUUGUGAAUGCUAAUCAUGUCAUUUGCAGAACAGAAAACAAACAAAAAUAUUCCUCGCGUAUGCAGUUGGGACCUCAUCUCAAACACGGCUUGUUUCAGCUUCAUUCUGAUUUCCACUGGGCUUUAUAUUGUUCUCAGCUUCUUAUCCCUUUUCACAGAAUUUCACACUCAAGGUUUUGAAUAUAUUUUAGGCUUUUUUAUAUAUGUGUGUGAUGAAAAGGUAUUUGUCCAAAUAGUAACAUUGUUUUGACCUGUCCUGACUUUGUGGAUGUAAUGUUUUACACAGUGAUUUAUUUUUGUAUUUAAAACUAAAUGUGUUAUCAAUUAAGUGGCUGUUUACAAGCCUGCCAUGUGUUUAAGUAAUUCAUGUGCUCUUAUUGUCAAUAAACUGUAAAGACAG